Xyrichtys novacula (pearly razorfish) is the source of this 5255-nucleotide messenger RNA. The record is from the annotation of a GenBank genome assembly. Lineage: Eukaryota; Metazoa; Chordata; Actinopteri; Labriformes; Labridae.
AUGAGUCCGAAAAACGUCGUUUUCAAGAAGAUUUGUAAGGACAAGUCGGUGAGUGAAGAUGAACAUGAAAAAUCCUCCUCAGCUGGGGUUUGACCGUUCGUCCUGAAGGCAGGAUCUGACUCUGUGCUGAUCUGACUCGAUCAUGUUUUAUCCUUAAAAAUAACCCUAAUCCUAACCCAGAAGAUCAGUCAGAUCCUAAACCAGAAUUUAAUUAAUUUAAUUCUGUAAAGGGGACUGUCCAUCAGUUUCAGGUUUUCAAAGUCUCUGUUCUGGUUCAGGUCGGGGUCUACAUGGGGAAGAGAGACUUUGUGGACCAUGUGGACUCUGUGGAUCCAGUCGGUGAGUGUGACCCACGACAAAGAUGUUAAUGAAGGUGCUGAGGGUUAAAUCUGACUCAAGAUACAAGUUAACCUGUAACUUAUGAGGAGCUUUAAAAAUGUCAGGAAUGAGGCUUAAAGAUCCCCUUUAUUAUUACUAUUAUUGUUAUUAUUAUUAUUAUUAUUAUUAUUAUUAUUGUUAUUAUUAUUUUUUAUUGUUAUUAUUAUUACUAUCAUAACCAUCAUCUUCUGUUUUAUAAUUUUAUCCUUAUUAUUUUUUUAUUAUUAUCAUUAUUAUUAUUAUUAUUAUUAUUAUUAUUAUUAUUAUUAUUAUUAUCAUCGUUAUAAUUAUUUUAUUAUUAUUGUUAUUAUUACCAUCAUCAUCUUUUUUGUUAUUAUCAUCGAUUAUUAUUACUAUUUUGUUAUUGUUUUUGGUAUGAUUAUUGAAACAUUUUUUUAAAAUAUUAUUUUUUUAAAUUAUUAUUAUUAUCUAAAAAAAAAACAUAUAAGUAUUUAAAUAUUUUUUUUUACUGCAAACAUUUUACCAAUCUUUUUAAACACCUCCACUGAAUCAUCACUUAAUCUAUCUUCUUCUGUUUGACCACCAGAUGGCGUCAUCCUCAUUGAUCCUGAGGCUCUGCAGGGAAGGAAAGGUCAGUAUGAUGAUAUAAUUUAAACUCAUAUAUAAUCAGAUAAUAUCUCAUAAACUUUGGUGUGACAGUGAAGACUUUAAUCUUCUAAAACCUUCUGACAUGUGGACCUGAACAUUUUUAAACGGUCCCCGUCCCUCUCAGUAAGAAGUCCUCUGGUUUGUCUCCAUCAGUGUUCGUCACCCUGUCCUGCACCUUUCGCUACGGCAGAGACGACAUGGACGUGAUGGGAAUCGCUUUCCGCAGAGAGCUGUACCUGUCCACCCGCCAGGUGUACCCGCCUCUGCUGGACCGGGAGAAGGGCGUCCACACCAGGACGCAGGCCAAGCUGCUGCGCAAGCUGGGAGACAACGCCUACCCCUUCUUCUUCGAGGUGACGCCAUUAAAACAAGACUCUUCAGAUUUUAAAUGUGUGAUCUGCUGUGGUGGUUUUUCUGUGUCUCCUCUGUUCCUUCUCUGAUCUCCAGUUUUUAUCUCCUCAGUUUCCCGAUAACCUGCCGUGCUCGGUGGCUCUCCAGCCGGCGCCUCAUGACGUCGGAAAGGUAAGAUCGAAACUGUGAAGUUAAACGAACAUCUCUGUGGUGAGAACAUCCCAGAAUAACGUCGCCUCCUUUCUCCUCGUCUGAAGCAAUGUGCCGUAGAGUUUGAGGUCAAAGCGUUCAGCGCCGAGAGCCCGGACGCUAAAGUCCACAGACGGUGAGACUCAGCUGAACAGGUCCUGUACCCGGACUCUUGUGGUUUUUCUCUACGUUAACUCUGAUUUCUCCAACAGGAGCAUGGUCAAGCUGCUGCUCAGGAAGGUCCAGUACGCACCGGAGGGUCCAGGAGUGGCGCCCUCUGUUGAGACCACCAGGGAAUUCGUCAUGUCGGAGAAACCGCUGCACGUCCAGGCCGGUCUGGACAAAGAGGUGAGAUCUUUUCUGUUACAUCUGACAAAAUCGGAGAACUGUGGUGUCACAGACCGCCUGGUCGACUGCCUGUUAUCUCUACUGUUUGACUGUUACCAGUUACUACCUCACCCCCAAUUUCCACCUUCAUCCUGAUCGUCUCCUAAAAGGUCGUAUCCUCCGAUCGUAGCUGAUCGUAACCAUUCAAGUUAACGUGUCAAUUUACACCGACUUCUUUCCGUUCCUCUGCGGAUCGCCGGACUCCUCAGCUGAUCACAAGAGUUCUAUUUUUUCUGGACGCCGGAGCAUGGCGGAUAAAUUCAGCACAGAUUAACCCGUGCUGGAAAGGAAGUCGGGCACAGACACAACAUAAAACAUCCGACAAAGAAGUGAAAGGUUUUUUAGACGUCAUUUCACCCCGAUGACACCAUGGAUGAGGAGAUGCUGAUUCUAGAAGUCUAGAAGUAGAUUUCCUCCUCUGGAAGGACACAAUCUACUGCUUAUAUGUCUAUGUGUCUGUCUUUAGAGAGACAACUCGUUAUCGUGAGAUUGAACGUGAAUCUGCAGGUUCUUGUGAGUUCUCGCCAUUCCUGCCGUCUGUAAUCCGCCACGAAAUUCACAAACGGAUCCGGUUGGAAUUGGCGGACGGCGUUCUGGAUCGGAGGCGUUCCGGAUGCGUUGAAAAUUGGGGGUCAGGUUUCUGUCUAUCUACCGUCCUUUGGCGAUAACUUCUGUACAUUUGACAUCCUUCUUCGUUGCUAUGCAGAUGACACCCAGCUCUAUCUGUGUCUGAAAAACAGAUACUCAGGUGUCGUAAAAGGACCAUAUGAUGAACGCUGUUUCUGUGUGUCCUGUUUUCAGAUGUACUACCACGGCGAGAUCAUUAAAGUCCACGUCGACAUUACAAACAACUCCAGCAAAACCAUCAAGAACAUCAUCGUCUCCGGUAAUCCUCUCAUCUGUCACUAUUUAAAUACACGCUUUAGUUUAACGUUAAACAGCGUGUCAUAAUUCACCAUCGUAUAAACUCGUCUUCCUCUUCAGUGGAUCAGGUCGCCAACGUGGUGUUGUACUCCAAUGACAGCUACGCCAAAUGUGUCGCCAUCGAGGAACCUGGGUAAGACACACACCUGAGUUUUUAGGGGUUUCCUCCUGCAUUCAGAAAAAAAAUAACUAAAGUGGUGAAACUAAAUUCAUGGUGAAGGUUUGAGAAAACUUGAUCAGGUGUGAGUGUGACGGUGUCAUCAGCAUAGAGGUAAAAAACAGAGUUCGAGACCUUCUGACCAAGACGUUUCAUGUAGAAAGUGAAUUAAAGUGGGACCAGACCUGAUCCCUGGGGAACCCCGAUGUGAAUUGGGGGUUUGUAAUUUUUAAUCUAGCCACUUAAGAUAACAGAAUCUUUCAGAACAAGGUGUUUCACUUUACCUGUACCCUGUUUCUGUACAUGGUUAGGUCUGCAAAAUAUGAGAAAAAUGGACGCCACCCGCAAAAUGCCAGAGACGACACAUGAUGGGAAAUCGUCUGUAAACAUGCUAAGUUAUGGUUUCUGUGUUCGAUAUGAUCAAGAGUAACAAGGACUAUGACUUCACAAGGACGUAACUGACGAUGAUCGGCUGGUUUUACUAAAAUAGUGAUUCUGAGUCGGACUGGAUUAUCUGUGUUUCAGUGAUUCAGUUCCUCCAGGAGCCACCCUGCAGAAGGUCUACCCUCUGCUGCCCCUACUGGCCAACAACAGGGAGAGACGAGGCAUCGCCCUGGACGGCAAACUGAAGCAUGAAGACACCAACCUGGCGUCGUCCACCAUGUGAGUGAAACGGUCUCAGAGGCAGAUUCCUCAGUCUGAUAAAAACACGUGAAUAAAAUGGCGUCUCUCCUUCCUCUCAGCGUGAAGGACGGCGUGCUGAAGGAGGUGAUGGGGAUCAUGGUUUCAUACAGAGUCACGGUGAAGCUCAUCGUUGGAGGGUCAGUCUUUCUUUGAAUGCUUCUUACUUCCUGACUUCUGGAUCUUUGCUCGACUUUAACUUUCUCUGAUUUCUUCCAACGCUCUCAGGAUGAUGGGAUCAAGGUGGGUCCUCUCGCAUUCAGACAUAUACAGAGUGUUUUGGCGUGGUCAGACGCAAAGGUGGUAUUUUCCAUCUUUAAGAAGCAGAGAGCGUCUUUGUAGGAGGCUUUGAGGGACUGAACGCUUCAUCUGACGUGAAAACAUCUUCAGAUCUCCGAGGAGGGGCUGGGCAGAGGGAGGUCUGGGUAACCCCCAAUUUUCACCACAUCUGGAACAGCAACGAUUUUUCGCCAUGUGCCAAUUCCUGCCGGAUAGGUUAACUUGAAUGGUUACAAUCAGCUACGAUCGGAGGAUACGACCUUUUAGUAGACGUUCAGGAUGAAGGUGGAGAUUGAGGGUUAGUUGGAUUGCUUCUCCAGGACUUGAUCCUGGACUCAUGAGUGUUUUCAGUUUCAGGCCCACAUCCUCAUGACAGGGUUAGGGGUUAGGGACCAGGCCAACACCCACGAUGAAACACAUGUCCACACACAACCUCCACAGUAACUGCUACGUCUAAAACCUGAAAAUAAUCGUGUUGCAGAUCAUGGCGUAGAGGGUCGUGUUUAAAGGUUUGUUCUUGUGUGUUUCAGCGAGGUCUGCAUGGAGGUCCCUUUCAAACUGAUGCAUCCGAAACCCGACGCAGGUACAGAAGCAGCGCCGCACUCUGACGAAGUAUCACUGCAUGAAUCUGAUACUUAAAGAUGAAGUUAUAGAACUUGAAGUCAUGUAUAUUUAUCUUUAUGAUGAAGGAUCCUCGGUCUGAUUCGUUAAAUCUCUCUUGAUUUUUAAAUAUAUUCUGAGGAUUAAAACGUUUUUCCUUCUCUUUUUGCUGCCGACAGUGAAGGAGAGGUAAGACUGUUCAGACUCCAAAUAAAGAUCCUUACAGACGCCCUCCGUCCCUGUCUGAUAUUAAUGAAUACAGAAACAGGACUGACUCUGAGCAGGUCGGGCACACGUGGUUUUGUUCACCCUCAUAUUUAGUGAAUUUGUCCUCCGCCUGUCCUCCCUUUUGUUCAGUACUCCCAGGAGCCGGAUCAGGUUUCCGGGUCUGUUGUCCCUGAUUCAGCUCCUUUUUAAAGCUGUCCUGUGUCUCCAUCAGCAGUAUCAUCUUUCCUCUCUUUGACCUCCACGUUCUCGCUGUCGUUCCUCAGACUUCAGUCGAGGUGAAGUCCGAGCGCUCGCCGGUCAGAUGAGGAUUAUUUAACCCUAACCUCCUCUGUCUGCCGUCCGCAGUGAGAUGGAGGAGGAGAUGGAGUUCCAGGAGUUCAAGCGUGCCUACCUGAAGGGGAUUAUCGAUGAUGAUGACGAUGAAGAGGGAAAUGCAUCAGGCGGCGAGGACAUGGCGCCUGCAGAGAAAUAG